Messenger RNA from Sesamum indicum (sesame), 1721 nucleotides. Its product is annotated as EamA-like transporter family protein. NCBI's taxonomy places the organism in Eukaryota, Viridiplantae, Streptophyta, Magnoliopsida, Lamiales, Pedaliaceae. The record is from RefSeq and is a predicted model, not a curated record.
ACCCAACUCACACCUACGCUGCGUGUAUUGUGUGUGUGUGUGUGUGUGUCUGGGGGCUUGUGUUGUGGCAGUACAAAUAGAGCGAUGGUUAAAGGCUUAUGAAAGAUGCGUUUGGAAUUUCAUCCCAAAAUCCAAACUUGGUAACCAAAUAAAAUAAAACAAAAAACUCUCAGAAACUUCUCUUUUUGUCGGAAUUAAACCACCUCAUAUGCACAUAAUGGCACAGCUCCAACAGGCUAUACAAGGCCUGCCCCUUCCACCGCCGUUACGCCAACGCUGAAAUUCACCAGCUCUUUAUUCUCGGUUUCCACUGAAAAUUUCAUCUGAGUUUUCUUGUUUUUGGUUUAUUUGAUCUCUUUUCUUGGAUUUUAUUCUCCUUUCCUGGGUGAAGAUUGGAUUUUUUUCGAAAAUUCUGAUCUGGGACGGUGGAAGAAAUCAUGGAGGAGAGUAAAUUGUGUCAGUGGAACGUAAUUCGAUCCGUAUUGGCUAUUCUUCAAUGGUGGGGUUUCAAUGUCACUGUUAUCAUCAUGAACAAAUGGAUCUUUCAGAACCUGGACUUCAAGUAUCCAUUGUCAGUCUCAUGUGUUCAUUUUAUUUCUUCAUCAAUUGGUGCAUAUGUGGUUAUUAAAGUGCUCAAGCUUAAACCUCUUAUUCAAGUGGAUCCUGAAGAUCGCUGGAGGAGGAUCUUUCCCAUGUCAUUUAUAUUUUGUAUAAACAUAGUUUUGGGAAAUGUGAGCCUUCGGUAUAUUCCUGUUUCCUUCAUGCAAACAAUCAAGUCUUUCACCCCUGCAACAACAGUUGUCUUGCAGUGGCUAAUCUGGAAGAAGUAUUUUGAUCUGCGAAUUUGGGCUUCUCUGAUUCCUAUUGUUGGUGGGAUUUUGCUUACAUCUAUCACAGAGCUCAGUUUUAACAUGCUUGGGUUUUGUGCUGCUUUGUUCGGCUGUAUUGCUACUUCUACAAAAACCAUCCUUGCAGAGUCUUUGUUGCAUGGGUACAAAUUUGACAGUAUAAAUACAGUUUAUUACAUGGCACCAUUUGCAACUAUGAUCUUGGCUGUACCAGCCACGCUACUGGAAGGACCAGGGGUUGUGGAAUGGAUUUAUACAUGUCCCUCACUCUUUUCAUCCCUUGUCAUCAUUUUUGGGUCUGGAGUGUUGGCCUUUUGCCUGAACUUCUCUAUUUUUUAUGUCAUUCACUCCACGACUGCUGUGACCUUCAAUGUUGCUGGAAACCUUAAGGUUGCAGUUGCUGUUACAUGUUCAUGGCUUAUCUUCCGGAAUCCAAUCUCCAUGAUGAAUGCUGUUGGAUGUGCUAUAACACUCGUUGGAUGUACCUUCUACGGGUAUGUAAGGCACAUGCUUUCAAACCAAGCUCCGGGAACACCUCGUACACCUAGGACUCCAAGGGGUAAAUCAGAGUUGAUCCCAUUAGUCAACGAGAAGUUAGACGAUAAAAUCUGACUCAUGCACAAUGAUGCCGAGCUCGGAAACUGGUAAUAGUUGAUGGGAAAAGCGGUAAUAGUUGAUUACUGUAGAAAAAGGAAGAGUAGCGUUCAUCUUUAUGUAGCAAGAUUCUACCAUUGUGCCCCCUUUCCCCUGCUCAUAUAUAUAAAUAGUUUAUAGCCUUCUUUCUAACCCAUGCCAAUGGGCAACAUAUUUAUCCUUGUAUGAAGAGGUGAAUACAGGACAUCAGUAAUUCUAAUAGCACAAUGUUUUCUGGAA